Molecule: messenger RNA, 2976 nt
Organism: Homalodisca vitripennis (glassy-winged sharpshooter)
Lineage: Eukaryota; Metazoa; Arthropoda; Insecta; Hemiptera; Cicadellidae
Gene: und
Product: methionine aminopeptidase 2
Exons: 9
Coding region: 153-1568 (471 amino acids)
Biological process (GO): proteolysis
Molecular function (GO): metalloaminopeptidase activity
Source: RefSeq, a predicted model, not a curated record
AAAAGUCUCGCUUGAUUUCGUUUCCUUGUGCUUGUGUUAGGAUUAGGUAGUGGAAUUCCAUGUUGUAACUCAUUGAAUGUUGUGUUACACGUAUCUGUAAAUUUCUGUAAUUAUUUAAACAAAUUUCAUUUUACCUAUAAAAAGACAAGAUAAUGGCAGCUGUUGUUGACGAAGUAGGAAAAUCAUCGGAGAAACUGGUGGAUGAUGUAUUAAAUGAAGAAAUUGAUAUUGAUGGAGAAGAUGGUGCUUCGGAAGCUUCAAAGAAAAAGAAACGCAAGAAGAAAAAGAAGAAGGCCGGAGCUGGUGAGGCAUCGGCUGAUGUGCCUGGGGGAGGAGGUGAAAAAAUUGAAGAACUCUCCAAUGGGGUCAAAGAUGUAGAAUUAAAUGGUAAUGAUGAAGAAGCAGAUCCUGGAGAGGAUGGAGCAGUUACUGAUGUGAAGAAAAAACGUAGGAAACGUAAAGGAAAAGGGAGUGGAUUGAAACAGACUAAUCCUCCAUCUGUACCAAUUUCUCAAUUAUUCCCUGAUGGAAACUAUCCAGUUGGCCAAGAAAUGGACUACAGAACUGCGAAAGAUCGUUUCACCUCUGAAGAGGCUCGCACUUUGGAUCGUCUUCAUAAUGACAUAUACGCUGAAGCUAGGCAAGCAGCUGAGGCUCAUAGACAGACAAGAAAGUAUAUGCAGAGCUGGAUAAAACCUGGAAUGACAAUGAUAGAGAUUUGCGAAGAGCUUGAGAAAACAGCACGGGCACUAAUCGGAGAGAAUGGAUUGAAGGCUGGGCUAGCAUUUCCUACUGGCUGCUCCAGGAACCAUUGUGCUGCCCACUACACCCCCAAUCACGGGGAUAACACUGUACUGCUCUACGAUGAUGUCACCAAGUUUGACUUUGGCACUCAUAUCAAUGGUCGCAUCAUAGAUUGUGCCUGGACCUGUGCAUUUAAUCCAAAGUAUGAUAAACUCAUAGAAGCAGUCAGGGAUGCCACCAAUACUGGGAUCAAGGCAGCCGGUAUAGAUGUCCAGCUGUGUGAGAUUGGUGCUGCUAUUCAAGAAGUGAUGGAAUCUUAUGAGGUUGAGAUUGAUGGUAAAACUUACCAAGUGAAGUCCAUAAGAAACUUGAAUGGGCACUCAAUUGCCCCUUAUCGUAUACACGCAGGCAAAACUGUCCCAAUAGUGAAAGGAGGAGACGCCACUGUAAUGGAAGAAAAUGAGUUUUACGCCAUAGAAACAUUUGGUUCAACUGGUCGUGGCCAAGUACACGAUGACAUGGAUGUGUCUCACUACAUGAAGAAUUUUGAUGCUGGUUAUAUUCCUCUGAGAUUACAAUCAUCGAAGCAAUUACUCAAUACGGUCAACACCAACUUCGGGACUCUAGCAUUCUGCAAGCGCUGGCUGGAUAGAACUGGGGCUACCAAGUACCAAAUGGCCUUGAAGGAUCUUUGUGAUAAAGGUAUUGUGGAAGCUUACCCUCCACUGUGUGAUAUCAAAGGGUGCUACACAGCUCAGUUCGAGCACACGAUCGUGCUGCGACCGACCUGCAAGGAAGUGAUCAGUCGCGGAGACGACUACUGAGCCGCUGAGCUGUUGCUUUUGUUUUGCCAUUUAUGGAAAUGUUAGAGAACGUGUAGUUAGGAAUGAAAUUGAUUUUUCUAUAAAUUCAUUUACUAUUUUGAAUGUAGUAUGUAUUUUAUUUUUUAGUUAUUUUUGUAAUACUUUAAAAUAUACAGGGUCUUAAAAGUUUCCAUACGUGUAGCUGUGUAGAAUUACAACAUUCAUCCUCUAUAGGCUACGCCAUAAAUAAAAGUGACUAUUCACUAUUAUUUUUUAAAAUCAUUUUACUUUUUUUGUGUGGAGACUUUUGUGACAUUUUAUAUCAUAUACAUGAAUUAUUGGUUUAUGUUACAAUAUUAGUAAGUCGAUUUUUUACAAUUGUAACAGCCAAACACAUUAAUAAUGUAAAAUUUAGUAAUAAUUAAUUGAUCUACAGACUCCUGAAGAAAGAACAGGUCUAGACAGAAGUUGCUCUACGAUGCAGGACAAAUGAAGGAAGUAGCUAAUAGACAGCACCAUGAACUUCUAUUCAGUUAUUUAAAACAUAAUUUAAUUGGAGGGAUUCAGAUUGUCAAAAAUGAAAUAACAAAUUGCUUGAUUCUUAUAUUUUCUCUUAAUUCAGUAAAUUUACUUCUUACAAUCAAGUAUUGAAAAUUAUUAUAAAACUCUACUGACUUACUUUAAGGGUAUAUAAGAAUAAUCUGAACAUACUUAUUAUAGCAACGUUGAUUUUAGUCCAAAUGUGAAUUAAUGCAUAAUGAGAGGGAACAAGAAUGACGGAACCAGCCUAACUCGAGUACUAACGACUCUCAUGGGAGGUUACUGAAAAGGUGUCAAUCAUACAAUAACCCUUCUGGCCCAGAACUCUUCUAAAACUGGUCACAGUUAAGACAUAAUAUUUUGCUUACUGAAUUUUAAAAAUACAGUACAUAAUAGCUCAGGUGGAAGUCCGUCUGAAGAAAGAUUGUGAUUGUUGAACAAUAAAUGUACUGUAGCUUAAGUUGGUUCAGCAUGUCCGAACCUCUAGCUACUAAUGUACAUCAAACGUUAGUUACUCAGAUUUUAAACUGUAAAAAUUGUUAAGAGUUUAACAAUUUUUAACUAAUUUUACAGUAUUUUUAUAUGAUUUUCUUUGUUAAUUAUUUACAUAAUAUGAAGUAAUAAUAUUACAGGAAUAUUGAAAUAUUUAGUUUUAAAAUAAUUUUGUGUUUGUAUUGUAUAUACUAUUCUUGAGUUUCAGUUUAACCCCAUAAAGGAAUUGCAAAGUUUGUUACGAUGACUAGUUUUAUGUCGUCUUAGUGUGUCGUUAGUCUUUACAUAUGAAAUUGUAUGUAUAUAUGUGAUUGUAAAGAUUUAAUAACACAUUUGUUGUUUUCCUAUUUGUUUCCAUAAUUAUACCCAAAUAAAAAAAAAACUUUUUGUGGGAAGA